This is a messenger RNA of Hyaloperonospora brassicae, 3237 nucleotides long. The record is from the annotation of a GenBank genome assembly. NCBI's taxonomy places the organism in Eukaryota, Oomycota, Peronosporomycetes, Peronosporales, Peronosporaceae.
AUGAAUAGGUACACGCUCGUCACGACCGACCGAUGUGUGGCACUGCUGAGCUAUGACGAUGCUGGCUACAGUCUGCACAAACUCGAAGUCGACGCUUUGUCGACUGAAGAAGUGAACGUAAUUGCCAGUGCUGUCGUUGAGCGGCCAGCGCCGUGUCCGUCGCAAGUGGCGGUGGCGUACGCGGUCGGGGAAGCGCUCUACGUGCAAAUUUUGACUCCAUAUCACGAUAUCGCAGACCAUGCAGAACCGCUGAAGGGCGGCGAUUUCAAGUUGCAGGCAGCACCAACGUGCAUGUACAGUAUCCAGGCAUCUGGGACAAACGGGGACGUCUUCUACGGUGUUAUCGUGUGCUGUACGGACUCGAUGCUGGCCAUUGGGUACAUCAAGAACAAAGAGAGGAAAAAGAUGUCUAAUACCGAGCUUCGGGCGGACCUGGAUGCUACCUGCACUCUUCUGGACAACGAGCAAUUCGCGGAAUUCUUCCCCGAAUUUGCAACGUUCACACACACAAUCAUAGCAGUCGAUACCUUUUUGUCACCAGAGAGAGACCAAGGCUGGAUUGCUUUUGGCUGCGCUGACGGACUGGUCCGCGUGUAUCAUGGGCAGACGUACGAAGGGCGCCUCGGUGGCCCAUUCACGACCAAAGACGUGCAACUGAGUGGCCCUGUGACUUGUGUCUCCUUUUUCCUGAAGCGGUCGGCUACAGCAGAAACCGCUAGCUCGACUUGGCGCUGCAAUCUACUGGUCACGUGCGCAAUUGGCCAAGCGCUGGUGUAUGAGAACUUGUUUGGUGCAUCGGACCACAUUGAGAAAGGCGAGGUGCUGAUGGACUCGGACGCAUUCGACUCGAUCUUUGCGGGUAUCACCGCUGACAUUGACCUGGACGGAGAAGCUGAAGUCGUGUUGGGAACCGACAGUCAAGUUAUGUUAGCGUACAAGGAACGAAGCGAUGACGAUACCAGCGGUUGCCAAGCCGCGAAAAGUUCAGUUGAGCUCAGUGGCGAUGACUCGUUCCCUGCACACGAAAAGGCGCCGACUCUGUCGACGGAAAGUGUGCAGAAUAUGUGGGACGACCUGGAGAUGGUCCCAGUGACGGAUACGGAUACGUUUGUAGCGCCAGAGCCUGUGGUGGUGCAGCGGAAGUGGCAGCGGUUAUCUCGAAGCCAGUGGGACAUGGAGACGUUUGGCGCGAUCUACAGCUUAUUGUGGCAAGACGUGAACCAUGACGGAGUACCCGAGCUGCUGGUUGCAAGUUCGACGGGCAUCUACGUGUACGAAGCUGAUCCAGAGUUUGUCAUGCAGAAACUCGAGUGUAGGCCACGCCAGGACUCUUCCAAUUGCCAAAUUUGCACAUUCCGUCGGACUUUUUCGAAAAUCACACGAAACGUCAAGUCGCAUUGUCAUCAGCUACGACAGGAGCUGAUAACAUCGUCGCCGGGACUGCAGACGCUGUACACAUUGGACGAUGUCUCGAAUGUCAUAUGCGCAGUCAUUGAUGCGUCCGAGCUUUGUCGCAAUGUACACCCCGAUGAGAACUUUCGGCGAGCAGCUAGUGAGUGUUACACUGAGUUGUCCGACUUUAUCCAGAACUUGAAUACCGACGUGGAGAUAUUUCGGUCGCUGAAGACUGUGAUGGAAGACGAAGUUGCCGUCGAAAGCUUCACACCAGAGCAGAAGAGGAUGGGAACGUUGCUGCGCAACGAAUUUGAGCGUGACGGCAUCCAUUUGCCUCGUGCUGAGCGACAGCGAGUGAUCUCGUUGCAAAGGGAUAUCACCAAACUCAGCAUGCAGUUCCAGUCGACGAUGUAUGAUGCAAGGGACUAUGUGGAAGUGCCAGCUAAAUACAUACGAGGUAUGCCGCAUAGCAUCACGUCCGUGUGUGAGCGCAAGUGGAUGAGCCAUGACACACUGCGGGUCCCCACAGACCUGCACGUCAUGAACACAGUGUUAAAGUGGGUUGGCGACCCAGAAGUCCGGCGAAACAUGUACGUUGCUGCAAAUUCGUGUGCGAAAGAUAAUUUGCCGGUACUGGAUAAGCUGCGAGCGAAGCGGCAUGAACUUGCCCAGUGUUUGGGAUUCCCUACAUACGCUCAUCUAGCGACAAGUCCAAUCAUGUGUGGCAUGUGCGCUAACUGCUUGACAGUGACCGUAUGGAUUGGAUCUCCAGAGGCUGUUGAAGUAUUUACUCGAGACAUUGCUAGACAGCUGAUGGCAAAAGCUAAGAUGGAGCAACAGCUUUUGCUGGACGCCAAGCGGAAACACGAAGGCGGUUCUGUUGACCACGUGUACAUGUGGGACUUGCCAUACUACAUGGGUAUGCUCAAGGCCCAAAAAGUGCCCGUGCUCAAUUCGAGCGAGUGCUGGCACGAAGACGUGGUGAAACUCGCGCUCACGCGAGACGGUGAAACGUUGGGCUACAUGUACUUCGACUUGUACAUCCGGCCAAACAAGUACAACCACGCAGCUCACUUUACUAUACGCUGUGGCAAGCGUCUGAGCGACAGGUCGUACCAGAAACCCAUCGUAGCGCUUGUUUGCAAUUUCAACAAGCCCGCGCCGGACAGCCCAUCGCUGCUGGCGCACGCUGAAGUGGAGACGCUUUUCCACGAAUUUGGUCACGCAAUGCAUUCGUUGCUGUCUCGCACUGAGUUUCAGCAUCUCUCGGGUACCCGCGCGUCUCUGGAUUUCGUGGAGACGCCGUCGCACUUGUUUGAGUAUUUCGCGUGGGACUACCGCGUCGUCCGAGAGUUCGCCCACCAUUAUCGGACAGGUGCCCCGUUGCCUGCUGACAUGAUGCAAGGGUUGCGUGCUUCCAAGACAAUGUUUGCUGCGAUGGACACACAGACUCAGUGCUUGUACUCGAUGCUGGACUUGCGGCUUUUCAAGGAGCAGCCUUUGCCUUGCAGCCCUCCAACGACUACACAAAUGCUGCAGGAGCUGCAGAACGCUAGUACGUUGGUGCCUCACGUGGAUGGAACGUGCUGGCACACACGUUUCGGACACUUGAUCGGCUACGGUGCUGGCUACUACAGUUACCUGUACGCCCGCGUGUUUGCCGCCGAUAUUUGGCAUACACACUUUAGUGGCCUCCAGAGCCCAUUGAACCGUGAAGCAGGCGAAGAAUUGUACCAAAAUCUGAUGAUGCAUGGUGGAGCCAAGGAUCCAAACGAUCUGCUUGUCGACGUGCUUGGCCGUGAGCCUUCUCCAGCAAGUUACCUCCACGAAUUGGGCGUCUAG